This is a messenger RNA of Lactuca sativa (garden lettuce), 714 nucleotides long. Its product is annotated as small RNA-binding protein 11, chloroplastic. The record is from RefSeq and is a predicted model, not a curated record. Gene Ontology annotation, molecular function: RNA binding. Lineage: Eukaryota; Viridiplantae; Streptophyta; Magnoliopsida; Asterales; Asteraceae.
GCGCCCCCAUCUCAAGCCCUAAACACACUGUCCCGAAUCAAAACAACAAAACACAACAGAUACAAAGAGCUAUGGUGGCAGGUGGAAGGAUACCAAGGACUAUUCUGAGCAAUCUCUUGUCACGAGCAACUACAGGGUCUCUAUCAUCAUCAACAUCAUCAUCGUCUUCGUUUGGACCUCCUUCUAUCCUCAUUUCACGAAGGGGCAUAGCUUCCAAGCUUUAUGUCGCAGGACUCUCAUUUUAUACCACAGAAAAAGCAUUAUCAGAUGUGUUUUCUCAAUUUGGCCAAGUUGUUGAAGCCACUGUUAUGAUGGAUAAAGUCUCCAGCAGAUCAAAAGGCUUUGGAUUUGUUACUUUUGCAUCUGAACUUGAAGCUGAAAAAGCCAUUAAUGAAAUGGAUCAAAAGCCACUACACGGGCGUGUGAUACAUGUUGAGCUGGCAAAACCACGAAGGCCGUAUAGUAGUGCCCCGAUAGCUAGAGGACCCCCCGAACCACCUACAGACGUGCAAUAAGCACUUGUACAUUUGACUUUCAUCUGAGAGUCAAAUGUACAAGUAAUCACAAUAGGCACACCAAUGCAAGUAGUAGUUACAACUUACAAAAUAUUAAUUUGUUAUUUGGGAUAAUUAUGUGUCAAGUUUGAGGCUUUUCUACAUAGUCUUUGUUUUGACUUUUAUCUUAAUAUUAAAAUUUUAGGAGUAAUUAUUGUUU